AUGGACGUGGUUGAGUUUGGCAGCCGUGGAUGGGAGCAUCACCUGGGAGGUGCUGGUGAAAUACUCCAACAGCGGAAAGCUACCCUUCAGAAUCGCAGUAUUGGAACCGAUCAUUGGCUGGAAUAUUUUGACACAGCCUACACGACAUUUGGGAUCAUCGGCGCAACACUGGCGCCAGCAAAGGGCUCUUUCGCUCAGCAACUAGCAUCCCUUGAUCCGUCUCUCCUAAGGAUCUUGCGCCAGUCUGAAGAUCAAACUUGGGUUGGCUGUCCUGCCGAGCUGCUGUACCUAGUUUCCGUCAUCAACUCUAUGCGAUCACUCUCGACGUGUUCUGAGGCAGAGCAGUUGAAGGUCGAUGAGCUGUGCAAAGGUCUCGACAACUUCUCGCCGUCUGGUUGGGCAGAGAAUUUCCCAGAUCCGGAGCACUAUCAGUCGCGAUCGCACCUUGCGCACGCUUACAAGGCGGCGGUCGAAGUAUACGCCUCUCACAUUGUAGGGCCGCUGCUCGAUCAAGGGCAUAAUCUCUCUGACCUGUAUCUCGAAGGGGUAACUCGAUCCGGCAUACUCCAUAUGCUCUCCAUUUCAGCCCAGGACUUCCAUGUGAAGAGCCUGGUGUGGCCGGCCUUUGUCGUUGGGGCAGAGAUCCAAGCGGCCGAUCUCAAGAUUAUGGUACGGGAAAUCUUCAGGAAUAUCUGGAUAUCGUCGUGUUGCUACAAUGUUAGAAAUGCCAUUGAGAUGCUGGAAAGGAUCUGGGCCCGAGACGAUGAUGAGAAGAUGGCAAAGUCUUGGCUCAACUAUCUCUGCAUGUCAGCACCACACCCCCUCUGCCCCCUCUCGGGUGCGGAGAUCAAAGCCGCAGCUCAAGUGAUCCAGACUGCUUGGCCAACAUCUGUUUCUCUUCGGUUCAAGGUGGUGACUCUCAGUGAACCCGCCAAGGGAGAACUGGCACCUUACCUGGACGCAAAGGACAAGGGACUGUCUGCGACUCAACCUGACCGCAGGGCUUUCCUUGCGUACUACAUCCGGGGAACGGAUCUCUUCCACGAAGCGGUGGUCAAUCUGACAAGCGGAAAGGUUGAGAGCAACCUCAAGCUUGGUGCUAAUGUCCACGGCAACGUCGACUAUGAUGAGGCUCAGUUGGUCGAGAAGAUUGCACUCGAGGACCCCAAGGUCCUUGCCGAGAUCAAAAAACUCGAGCUACCUGAAGGCACAGUCGUCUGCGCUGAUCCGUGGAUCUACGGAUCUGAUGGUGUCAACGAUGAUGCCCGUCUAUAUCAAGUUUUUCUCUAUAUGAGAGACCCCAACAACUCAUCCGAACCCGACUCUAAUCACUAUGCUUUCCCGUUACCAAUUCUGCCUGUGGUUGAAUGCAACGAGUACAAGAUCAUCCGCAUUGACAUUCUUCCCACCGGUGCGGACAACACCAUCAAGCCCCUUAGCCCAUACACGCCUAAGCCAGGAAACGAGUACAUCCCUGAAGCCCAAAACCUCCGGAAAGACCUCAAGCCUCUGCAGGUUGUUCAACCCGAGGGACCGAGUUUCACCGUCACGCCCGUGGGAGAGACCGGAAAUGUGCUCGAGUGGCAGAAGUGGAGUUUCUUCAUCGGCUUCAACCAGCGCGAAGGUAUGGUGUUGUACAACGUCAAGUAUGACGGUCGUCCGCUAUUCUACAGACUGUCGCUCUCAGAGAUGAGUGUGCCCUAUGGUGACCCGCGCCAUCCCUUCCAUAAGAAAGCCGCUUUCGAUCUCGGUGAUGCGGGCGCGGGAGCCACUGCCAACAACCUGCAGCUGGGCUGUGACUGCCUGGGAAGCAUUCAGUACCUCAGUGGUGUAAUUUCCGAUGACCGCGGUCAGCCGGAGUCCAGAGAUAACUGCAUCUGCAUCCACGAGCAAGAUGCAGGCAUUGGCUGGAAGCACACCAACUACCGUACAGGACGUGCCGCGCUCGUCCGAUCUCGCGAAUUAGUGCUUCAGAGCAUCAUUACGGUCUCCAACUAUGAGUACAUCCUGAUGUUCUUGUUUAAUCAGGCGGGUGAGGUGACUUACGAAGUCCGAGCUACCGGCAUUCUAUCAACACAGCCCAUUGACCAUGAGUUGGACAAGGUCGGCACGUCUUUCGGCACCGUUGUCCACCCUGGUGUCCUCGCGGGACACCAUCAACACAUCUUCUCCCUGCGUGUCGACCCCAUGAUCGAUGGACACACCAACCAGCUGGUGUACUCGGAAGCGCACAAAAUGCCGCGAGAUCCCAACUGGAACCCCCACGGCACAGGGUACGAAGUCAUCGACAAGGUCGUGGAGAAAACAUCGGGUCUUGACCUUGACUUUGACGUGAACCGCACGUUCAAGAUCACCAACCCCAAUUCCCUCAACCCCAUCAACGGGAAACCAGUGGCCUACAAGAUCAUGGCGCCGCCUUUCCAGAAGCUGAUGAGCGAUAACGACAGCUUUAACUACAAGCGCGCCGAGUUCGCGGACCACAACAUUUAUGUCACAACACAUCGAGACCGGGAGCUUUACGCCGGCGGUUGGUAUACCAAUCAGUCUCGUGGAGGCACCGGUGUUAGGGGCUGGUCUGAGCGAAAUGAGACAUUGACUGCCGAGUCUGACAUUGUCGUCUGGGUGCAGUUCGGCAUCAACCAUGUGCCAAGAAUCGAAGACUUCCCCGUCAUGCCGGUCGAAAUUCUCAAGGUACAUCUGAAGCCUGUCAACUUCUUUGACAAGAACCCCGCAUUGGAUGUGCCUCCUAGCGAGCAGAGUUUCAACAAGAGCACUCUGAUAGAAACUAGCAAGGCGGUAAAGGAUGCUGACGGCUGUGGUUGCGACGGCCCUGCUGCAGCAUCGAAGCUAUAG
This is a messenger RNA of Colletotrichum tamarilloi, 2853 nucleotides long. RefSeq names its product copper amine oxidase. The record is from RefSeq and is a predicted model, not a curated record. Lineage: Eukaryota; Fungi; Ascomycota; Sordariomycetes; Glomerellales; Glomerellaceae. Gene Ontology annotation, molecular function: quinone binding; copper ion binding; primary methylamine oxidase activity. Bases 1 to 2853 code for a protein of 950 amino acids. The transcript is spliced from 6 exons. Gene Ontology annotation, biological process: amine metabolic process.